UCAGUUUAGUUAGACUUUGAAAGAAGUUUUAAAAGUUUAUAGUAAAGUUUAUUUAGUUGGAAAUGAAAAUAGAAUGAAAUUGAUUUAUUUAAUUGUUUUGUAUAUAACAUGGAUUGAAGCCAAACCAGCUGGUUAUCCUAGAGGAGGACCACCUGCACCACCGCCUAGACCUCCACCACCACCACCACCGAGACCACCGCCACCCAGACCUCCUCCAAGACCUGCUCCCAAACCGAAUUAUUUGCCGCCAGGUGGGGGAGGUGGAGGUCCUCCACCUAACACUUAUUUACCACCUGGUGGUGGUGGAGGUCCACCUCCAUCCAACUCGUAUCUACCGCCUGGUGGUGGAGCUGGAGGAGGCGGCGGCGGAGGUGGUGGUCCCGUUAUACCUAUUAUUAAAAUGGAAUCGAAAAUUAGUGUAGACGGAUCGUAUAUGUACGAAUACGAAACUGGCAAUGGCAUCAAUGUAGAUGAAAGUGGUUACUUAAAGAAUGCCGGUGGUGGUGAAGAUGAAGCACAAGUAGCUGAAGGCUCCUUUUCCUUUACCAGUCCCGAAGGUGAUACAUUCGUAGUGACCUAUAUAGCCGAUGAAAAUGGUUUUCAACCGUCGGGUGAUCAUUUACCCACACCCCCACCUAUACCCGUAGAAAUACAAGAAGCCUUAGAUAAAAUAGCAGCUGGAGGUGGUCAUCCGGAUGAUGGUGGGGGUGGCGGUGGUAAUGGUGGUGGAGGUGGCAAUGGAGGUUAUGUUUAUUAA
Messenger RNA from Lucilia sericata (common green bottle fly), 757 nucleotides. It is a transcript of the gene Cpr65Az, whose product is annotated as endocuticle structural glycoprotein SgAbd-8. Gene Ontology annotation, molecular function: structural constituent of chitin-based larval cuticle. The record is from RefSeq and is a predicted model, not a curated record. The coding region runs from base 74 to 757 and encodes 227 amino acids. The transcript has 3 exons. NCBI's taxonomy places the organism in Eukaryota, Metazoa, Arthropoda, Insecta, Diptera, Calliphoridae. Gene Ontology annotation, cellular component: chitin-based extracellular matrix.